Molecule: messenger RNA, 1546 nt
Organism: Rhagoletis zephyria (snowberry fruit fly)
Lineage: Eukaryota; Metazoa; Arthropoda; Insecta; Diptera; Tephritidae
Product: GILT-like protein F37H8.5
Molecular function (GO): oxidoreductase activity, acting on a sulfur group of donors, disulfide as acceptor
Source: RefSeq, a predicted model, not a curated record
CGAAACGUACAGACGUCUGUGAAAUUUUUAUACGCUGAAGCGAUUUACUUAAAACGGCGCAACGAUUUGUAAGAUUGUUUGUUUUUUUUUUUNUGAAUUGGCGGCCUGUUAAAUAAGAUAAGACAAAGAGGAAAAAAGUGCAAAAAAUUUUUGAACGAAAAAGUUGUUCAACUGUAUCGACGUGAAUUGGCGAUAUUAGUUCAGCUGCUUAUGCCGAAGUUGAAUUAAAAGAAGAGAAAAAAAAUUAACCGACAGUGUCAACACGGAUACUAGCAAAUAUCGCAUAAAUUCACGAUUUAAAAAUCCAUUUAACGAAAUGCUGAACGUUUAUAAUAAAUGCUUGGUGCUCUUACUGCUUCCAUUUAGUUUUGCUGUGUCGGCCAGCGCACAAGCGCCGCAAAGUAUUGAUGCAAAUAAGAUCGAUGUUACCAUUUUGUAUGAAUCGCUCUGUCCGGACAGCAUUAAUUUUAUGACCAAGCAGUUAGCGCCCGCCUACGAUAAACUCAAAGCUAACUUGAACAUAAACCUGGUGCCGUUUGGAAAAUCACGUUCCGUCAAUUAUGGCAGCGAAUUCUAUUGUCAACAUGGACCGGCAGAAUGCUCCGGAAACCGUUUGCAAUCUUGCGUUUUAAAUCAGCAAAGCACACAGGAUCAGCGCGUUCGAUUUGCCAUUUGUCAGAUGGCCACAAGAGAUAAGCAAAGUGUGGAGGAAUGCGCCAAUUUGGUUGAUCUCAGCAGCGAUGUUGGCAAUUGCGUCAACACAAAAUUGGGUACACAGCUACAGCUGUUGGCAGAGCAGGUGACCAAUCAGUAUGCUCCCAAAUUUGUGCCGACAAUUGUUUACAAUGGUGAAUUCAAUCAAUUACUUCAGGAUGCAUCAUUUUACGAUUUCCACGCCACCGUCUGUAAGCUGUUGCAGAAGCGAGGCAUUGCCAAUGAGUCUUGUCAGUAAGUGAAGUGUCAUCAGUGUGCGCCGAAUUAUCACUAAGCAUGGCGUAUACUAUACAUACUUACAUAUGUACAUAUGUAUGUAUGUAGUUGCAAGGCGCUUAGAAAUUUGUAUUUUUGGAUUAAAUACACUGUGCGACAAUUUUAUGAUAAUUCAAACCAGCCAGAGUAAUAAAAGGCUCUAUGGAUUUGCAAAAGUUAGCCCUUAUUUUUAGGCCUAGGUAGUUUUCAAAAAAGUGCAAAAAAUGGCGAAAAUAAAUGUCUGAGCGAAAUUAAAGGUUAAGACUUACACAGCAAAAUUGCAUGGGAAAUAUUUUCUUAGAGCAUUUUAACCCAUCAGCUCCCGCCUGAAAGGGUCGAUUUGACCCUUACUUCAAGAAACUCGGUAAGCAAAUUCGGAAGUUCGUUAGAGGAUUGAUAUAUUCUAGAAAAUUAUUCUUCUGAAAAUUUUAGUCGGGGUCUUCUCAGGCAAAAGCUUCAUGCCAUCAACGUAAGUCUCUAAAAAUAUUAAAAUUAAAAAAAUCUACAAGCAAAUUAAAAAAAGCAACUUGUGUUUUUUUUUUUUAAUUUUUUAAAAUUGAGUUUGGCUGUUAUUCCU